ACAUUUUCGACACCGGAGCUUUUGAGCAGAACUCACCAUGUUCGGGUCGACUCCUCUUGCCCUUGAGCGCGCGGCUGAGCUCGCAAAGCCGCCGCCCGUGGGACAGCCUCACAGUGUCGCCUUGCCUGGGUCGAAGCAGGAGGGACGCAGUGCUGUGUAUAGACAUUGGCGGUUUCAGAACGAGCUGUUGAAGACAUUGGAUCCUGCGAUUACGACCUGUCACGAGGCCUUUGAAGCCACAGCAAACCGUAUACCGAAACAGAGAUGUCUAGGCCAUCGUCCGUGGGAUCCCGUAACGAAGACCUUUGGAGCAUACCAGUGGGAGGAUUACCAGACAACACAACGGAGGAGAGCGAAUUUCGGGGCUGGCUUGGUCGAUCUGCACGAGAAGCACGGUGUGACCGGAUCCAAAUACCCCGUGGGACUGUGGUGUCAGAAUCGGCCAGAAUGGCAGAUUACAGACCUGGCAUGCAUGUCCCAAGGGCUCUUCACCGUCUCCAUCUACGAUACCCUAGGCCCGGAUACUGCGGAGUACAUCAUCAACCACGCGAACCUGGCUUGCGUGGUAACCUCCUUGGCUCAUGUUACCACACUCUUGAAGCUGAAACCGCGGUUGCCAUCUCUGAAGUUUGUCGUCGUUCUUGAUCCCCUGACUGCAGGCGAGCAACCUGGACAAUCCAAAGCGGACCUGCUGAAUUCCCUCGCGAAGGACAUCGCCCUUUCGAUCCAUAGCCUCCGAGAUGUCGAGGCAGCUGGCGAGAAAUCUCCACGUCCCUACAACCCGCCUACUCCUGACGAUGUUGUGACAAUAAACUACACGAGUGGAACCACGGGUGAUCCAAAGGGAGUUGUCCUGACCCAUGCCAAUGCGGUAUCAGCGACUAUGGCGAGCUUCCUUAUUCUCAAGUCCGGCACCAACGACGUUACUUCCUCGUUCCUACCGUUAGCACACAUUUACCAAAGAGUGGGAGAGCAUACUGCGCUAGCCUCUGGGGCUGCGAUUGGCUAUUUCCAUGGAAAUAUUGCAGAGUUGGUCGACGACCUCAAGCUAAUUCGGCCUACGGCAAUGGCAGCUGUUCCUCGUCUUUACAACCGAUUCGGAACUGCUAUUAAGGAGAAUACCAUGGAGCAAGCCGGCUUCAAGGGUGCUUUGUCCCGGCAUAUUGUAGCAACCAAGCUUGCUGCGGUCAACAACAAGACACCUGGGGCUGCCACCAACAAGCAUGCCUUCUACGACAGGAUCUGGGCGAAGAAGAUUCAGGCAGCUUUGGGCCUUGAUAGGUGCAAGACUCUCGUGUCCGGAUCUGCACCCCUCGACCCAUCUCUUCAUCAAUUCUUACGCGUGGUAACGGCGAACCACUUUUUGCAGGGCUACGGCCUGACCGAAACGUACGCGGUGUCUCUAGCUCAGCUGGAUGGUGACGUGUCAUCUGGCAACUGCGGAGCAGUAAGUCCAAAUGGAGAGUGCUGUCUCGAGGAUGUUCCAGACAUGGAGUAUCUUUCAUCGGACAAGCCCUACCCGCGUGGCGAGCUCCUCAUCCGCAGCGGGUCUCUUUUCCGCGAAUAUUACCGCAACGAGGCGGAGACGUCGAAGGCCAUUGACAAAGACGGAUGGUUCCACACCGGCGACAUCUGCCACGUCGACGAGCUCGGCCGCUUCAAGAUCAUCGACCGCAAGAAGAACGUCCUGAAGCUCUCUCAAGGCGAGUAUAUCUCGCCCGAGCGCCUUGAGAACGUGUACCUAGCCAAUCUUGGCUGGUUGGCGACGGCAUAUGUCCACGGUGACUCUUACCAGAGCUUCCUCGUUGGUAUCUUCGGCAUUGCGCCUGAUAGCUUUGCGGCUUUCGCUGGAAAGGUCCUCGGAGAGACUAUUGAUCAUUUAGACCUCGCGAAAUUGAAUGAAGCGUGUCAGAAUCCGAGAGUGGUGAAAGCGGCGCUGGCUGCGUUUGACAAGGUCGGCAAGAAGAACAAGUUCAACAGCUAUGAGAGGGUGCGCUCGAUCAAGCUGUUCAUUGAUCCGUUUACCAUCGACAAUGAGCUUUUGACGCCAACUCUCAAACUCAAGCGCCCACAAGCCGCAAAGAAAUUCCGCGACCAUAUAGACGAACUGUACGAUACUGCACUUGAAGAAGAGAAGAAGAACAAACCGAAGGCGAAGCUAUAGAGGGAAGUUACGGAGAACAUAUGGUCGGCGUGGUUUAUUUGUUUGCCUUAAACCUCGGCUAGAAAGCUUGUGAUGCAUGGUUUUAGUGCGGAGCAUCGUUUCAGCGGGUAACUGCAUGCAGAUAGGUUUGUCUCUCUGCACGGUGACACCUUAUUGUAACCUUCGUAGAUUAGGUCGCGUAAAAUAAAUGUAUAAAGACCUUACUUUCGACAGUGUCUUCACGCUGAUUAUAUUGCUUUUAUUGAUUCUUCAAGAGAUAUGAGGCCUUAUUUGUGUCGGUAUCCAUAAUCUUGAACGCUGCGUUUAUAUAUCAUGCUCU
Messenger RNA from Mytilinidion resinicola, 2483 nucleotides. Its product is annotated as long-chain-fatty-acid-CoA ligase/ protein binding protein. The record is from RefSeq and is a predicted model, not a curated record. Lineage: Eukaryota; Fungi; Ascomycota; Dothideomycetes; Mytilinidiales; Mytilinidiaceae. Gene Ontology annotation, biological process: long-chain fatty acid metabolic process. Gene Ontology annotation, cellular component: endoplasmic reticulum; membrane. The transcript has 4 exons. Gene Ontology annotation, molecular function: long-chain fatty acid-CoA ligase activity. Bases 38 to 2164 code for a protein of 708 amino acids.